AUGUUGAAUGAAGCAGGAAUCAUACAUUUCAACGCCAGAGAAGAUGUGCCCAGCAAUGAGCCAGAGGGGACACAUAUUUUGGACAUGUUGGUCUAUGUCAACUCAUGGAGCCUUAGAAACUGUAUAUGGUCUCUUUACGAUUGGAUGAAACGAAUUGAAGGAAUUUUUGAAAUACUGAGGGUACGUUUCCCACCCUUCAAAGUGGCGGUAUGGACCAUCUUGGAGAUGGAUUCCUGUGAGGAAAGGGAGGAGAUGGAGAAGAUGCUUGCGAAACACUCCAUCCAGAUAAAGACUAAGGGAAAAGAUCCCGACUUGAUAUGGUCCGAGUUCGUAGACUAUGCCCGUUCCGUGAAUCAAGACCACUAUGACUACAUUAUGCAAAAUCGCUGA
This is a messenger RNA of Suhomyces tanzawaensis NRRL Y-17324, 390 nucleotides long. RefSeq lists its product as uncharacterized. The record is from RefSeq and is a predicted model, not a curated record. Lineage: Eukaryota; Fungi; Ascomycota; Pichiomycetes; Serinales; Debaryomycetaceae. The transcript has a single exon. Bases 1 to 390 code for a protein of 129 amino acids.